UGCGGUUGAGCUAAUCUAGCAACGCCAUGCCCACGACACACGCGUCUGACGAUAGUUGUGCGCUCAAGUGGGCUCCUCUUAUUAAGAGCUACAGCAAUAGCCGUCUGCGAGUACAUCCACCUCCCCGCGUUUCGCCGCGCUGUCCGGAGUACUCCUCCCGCAAUAGACCCUGACUCGAAGUGGCGCUUGGAGUUGGUCGACGAUCCAUGCCCGAAAUGGUGGCAAGCUAAUCUUACAUAAACCCUGGAUCCAUUUUCACGUCACGAUACCCCGUAGAUCAGCCUUCAGCUCGCCAGCGUCGGGAGCUUGUUCAAACGUCGGUUUCGGCUUUGGUUUCGACUAGCACGGGCUGCUACUUGUAAUGAAGCAUCAUGUGCCAUGUCCAUCAGGCCACUCCCAGAGGAUGUCGUCGGCAAGAUCAGAUCCUCGUCAACCAUCACAUCGCUGAACGGCGUUGUCUGUGGUCUGCUCAAGAAUUCGCUUGACGCUGGUGCCACCAAAGUCAAUAUCUAUGUCGAAUAUGGCCGAGGGAAUUGUACCGUAGAAGACAAUGGAUUGGGCAUUGCUCCCGGAGAUUUUUCAGAGGACGGAGGACUUGGAAAGUCUUAUUACUCAUCCAAAUUUCCGCCUCAGCAUGGACUGCAUGGCAGGCAGGGGACCUUUUUGGCCUCUUUGAGCACUUUGUCCUUGCUGACAGUGACAUCUCACCAUCAUCGCCAUAACUCGCACAACUCCCUGUCGAUUCACCACGGCAAACUCUUAAAGAGGCAGACACAAUCUGUUUCUGGGGAAAGAUUCGAUGUGUUUGACCAUGGUACGCGAGUUGCAGUUAAUGACUUAUUUGGCUCGCUUCCUGUUCGCGUUAAACACCGCGCGACUCUCGUCGCAGACCGCCCUGGGCUUGACAAGGAAUGGGGACGCCUAGUUCACGAUGUUGUCGGUUUACUUGUGGCUUGGUCUUCUGGAGUCACUGUGUUCUUGUGUGAAAUCAAGGCACAGCGUGAACUGCGUCUGAAGCCACCGGAAAAUGCGAGUAUGGUCCCUAGAGCACUACGGUACUUUGUACAAGCUUCAUUCGCAGACUCCGGCGAAAUGGACUCGUGGGUGCCAGUAUCAGCGACUGCUGGACACGUCGCUAUCAAGGGCUGCAUUUCUCUAACUCCGGUGGCGACACGCCGAUCUCAGUUUAUGAGCAUAGGCAUAUUACCAAUCUCAAACGAGUAUGGUAACAAUGUUCUCUACGAAGAAGUAAACAAAAUGUUCAAAGGCUCAGAUUUUGGGAUAGCCGAAGGCAAUGAAGGGGAGUCGGAUAACUGGGUGGGUCCAAAUUCUCAGAAGAAGAGCAAAGGAGCAGACCGAUGGCCUAUGUUUUACUUCCGAAUCACGCUCAAAGGGAUCGAAGAUUCUUUUGAUGUAGACGACAUAUCUAACCACUCGCACGGAGACCUUCAAAGGAUUACCGACUUGUUGAGGGCUAUGACUUACAGCUUUCUGAGAAAACACCACAUGCGCCCACAAAAGGUUCAGUUAUCUUCAGACAAGUCUGUGUUUUCAACAACGCCACAUCGCAGCACUAAAGCGCCCAACAAGCCUCCAUCAACUCAGGCUUCAAUGCCUCCAUCUUCACAAGCUUUGCUGUCAGAUUCCUCUUCCUCCCUGUCAGAUAGCCCUUUUGACGGCUGGAGUAGGAUGAAGGUUGGCCCACGAACAGAAGCCAAGCCGGCAGAGAAAGCGACGCGGCCUGAUCCUAAUCUAACCCCUUCAGAUACUAUCGCAAAAGAGAGGCUAGUUGGAGAAGGUGGAAAGCUGCUUCGCAAGCCGUUCGAUAUCCCAGAUUCGCCUGGUACUGAAGCUGAGAGCAUAAACUCCAGUGGAACUGAUACUGGGAGCAUCUGCAAAUGGGGCUCUCUUUCGCUUGUUGAGCGUCCUAAGAGGGCAGCAGAAGAUUCGCUGAGCGAAACGGCCAAGCGGUUGAAAGUGAAUGAUUCAGAUGGGGCGAGUGGGAAAUCAGAAGAGAAGAAGGAGAUGGGAGGGCGAGAAGAACCAAGCGAAUGGCUCAAAGAUGUUCUCAAUUCGUGGCGCAACCCGGUUUUUGAGCCAACGCAGCUCCCUGUACCACGUAUCAACGAUGAAGCGCCGGCACCAGUGCGUGAGACAACGCUGGUUCACGGCUUACACCGAUGCCGGAAUGAUGGCAAUGGAGGAGUCAAAUUCGAGGCAGCAUCCAUCGGUAUAGAAGGCCGCGUAUCUAGAUCAGCCCUGGAAGGAGCGGAAGUCGUUGCACAAGUCGACAAAAAAUUCAUUAUGCUGAAGCUCCCGCUUCGAGAAACGAAAGACGCGCCUAAACCGGGCAGCUCUUGUGCCCUGGUGAUGCUAGAUCAACAUGCUGCGGACGAGAGGUGCCGUCUAGAGGACCUUAUGACGGAAUAUUUCAUGGAAGACCCUUCCAGCAGGGUGCUCAGGGCAGCUGUCGAGUCUCUCGAGCGACCGCUGAUAUUUGAAACUUCAGAGCGCGAACAUGGCUUGCUACAGCGGUAUCAGGGGCAUCUAGAAGCAUGGGGCAUCAUGUACAGGACUACACAACAAGCGGCGGACUAUACAAUUACGGUGACGGCUCUUCCUCCCAGCAUUUUGGAACGAUGUCGUGGUGAGCCGCGACUUUUGGUGGAUUUAAUACGCAAUGAGAUUUGGAAGCUCCACGACGAGGGCAUGAUUCCCCCACGGCCGCGCAGUGCUGGAAAGGGGACAUUGAAUCAAUCUUUGACGGCGGACUUUCAUGGCUGCCCGAGAGGUAUCCUCGAACUGCUGCAUUCGAGGGCCUGUCGAAGUGCCGUCAUGUUCAAUGAUGUUUUAUCGGCUGGAGAGUGCGAGCAUCUAGUGCAACGGCUUGCGCGGUGCGCAUUCCCUUUCCAAUGCGCACAUGGACGGCCCAGCUUGGUGCCUCUGGUAGAUUUAGGAUCAGCAUGUCGUAUUCGAGCGUGGGAUGAGGGCGGAGAUGUGAAGCAAGAUUUGACAGUAUGGAAGAGGUGGAUUGAAUCAUAGCAUAAAAGCGGCGUGUAAUGAUUUUCGCAUAAAGGUCGUCCGCUUGCAAUAGUAUAUAACCACGGCGGAAGUUUUGCUGCUUGGCACUGCAUGUGAUGUUAUGAUGCAUUCGAAUAUAUGACAU
This is a messenger RNA of Trichoderma asperellum CBS 433.97, 3166 nucleotides long. RefSeq lists its product as uncharacterized. Gene Ontology annotation, biological process: mismatch repair. NCBI's taxonomy places the organism in Eukaryota, Fungi, Ascomycota, Sordariomycetes, Hypocreales, Hypocreaceae. Gene Ontology annotation, cellular component: mismatch repair complex. The record is from RefSeq and is a predicted model, not a curated record. Gene Ontology annotation, molecular function: ATP-dependent DNA damage sensor activity; ATP hydrolysis activity; ATP binding.